Cataglyphis hispanica is the source of this 6924-nucleotide messenger RNA. It is a transcript of the gene NLG-3, whose product is annotated as neuroligin-4, Y-linked. Gene Ontology annotation, cellular component: postsynaptic membrane; synapse; cell surface. Bases 2309 to 4753 code for a protein of 814 amino acids. The record is from RefSeq and is a predicted model, not a curated record. The transcript has 11 exons. Gene Ontology annotation, molecular function: signaling receptor activity; neurexin family protein binding. Gene Ontology annotation, biological process: postsynaptic membrane assembly; presynaptic membrane assembly; synaptic vesicle endocytosis. NCBI's taxonomy places the organism in Eukaryota, Metazoa, Arthropoda, Insecta, Hymenoptera, Formicidae.
UUUUUCGGUCGCGCCGCUUCACAGGGACGGUCGUGUAUCUCUCGCUUCUCCGAGCAAGCGGGAAACCCCCUCGUCCGGGAAUCCUCGCGCAUUCGACGAAACUUGAAAUUACUUCCGCGCGUUCGAUAAAUCGGCGUUAUCGGGAAACGAUUUACCCUCCUCGACUUGACAAAGUUUGAAGAAAUAUACCCGCCGGACCGGCUGGUUGAUGGGGGAGGAGGAGGAGGAGGCCGGUGAAUGAUCCUCGCGAAGCUACGCGCGAAGGGGAUCCUCUUACUCUAAUAGUGCACGAUCCGCCGUGAUGAAGGAACGAUGAUCGCGCGCGUGACUUUCCGAGUCCAAGUGUUUUGUUGUGUCGACGAUCGAGGAUCGUCGAUCUCAGUGAUCGAUCGGGAAAGUGCGAAUCUGACGGAGUAAACGACAGGGAUGAUCCUUAUUUCUGUCUACGAGUGUCCAUUUAGGAAGUUUGCAGUUGAUUAGCAGUGCGAUUUUAAUUCAAUUAUAGAGAUUAAUUGAAUAUUGGAGCUGUUGACUUUGAUAGCAAUAGCAUCGCGCCUCUUCGGGAAGAUUUGCAUUUUGCAAGUAUGUCGAUACUGGAAAAUUUAAAUACAAGAGCGACGCAUUUCUCGAACGUAUUUUUCGAGUGAAAAGCUGUGCUCUUUUUAUUUCAACAACGACGGUGCGCGUGUCUUUGUGCCCUUUAAGCUAAAUAGACGAAGCAGCUGAAGAAUUUCCAGUAACACUUUUAUCGACCAAAUAGAAAAAUUGGAGAUCUUUAAACGCAAACAACAGUUCCACGUGCUACAUAUUUUCAUUGAAAACUGGAAAAAUAUUAGUUUCUUCUUCAGCCACGACAUUAUUUUUCUCGGCGAAUUAGCUUCGAAAAGAGAUUGUUUGCUGAAAAAUUACAUGGGCGAAUGUUUUAUACGAUCGAGAGACUAAUUCAAUAAAAUGCAACUCUCGUUAACUUCGAUCCGUCCAAUAAAAUUUUGAGUAAAAAAAUUUUCUCCUAUUUUUCUUUUUUGCCGCAAUGAAACAAUGUUGUAAAUAUUCGAAACGGCGGCUUUUUUUCGAUUAUGAUUCAAGCCGGCACUAUCUAUCUUUUUCGAUACAUUAAGCACGCCAAGUCAAAAACAAGAUUAUCCUUGUGUGAGAGCGAAAAAAAGAUAGGCCAACUUGUCUUUAACUCCAAUAGACACGAACGGCAGACGGAGAUAGAAAUUCGUCUACGAUAUUACUUUCGUAAAAGUUUUGACAAGGAGAUCCUGCUUCUAAUCGAAAAUUUCAACAAUUAAAAUGUUGAUCUAUCGCGGGAAAGAGUGCGAAAUUACCUCAGUGACAAAGUGUAUAAAUAAAUAGUUCAUUGAGUGUCCCGAUUAAACGUUCAAUGGUAAACUUACAACGACCUCUCUUAUGUAUAGAAAGUCUUUAUCGUUCAAUGAAGCGAUGGAACAAGACGGUAAAUUUGCAGAUGCUUAACGCUUGCAGCUCGAUAGCGAAGCAGAUGAUAAUUAUAUUUGAAAGACAUUAGGAAUAUUUUUAAUGGAGAUACACAUUGAUUGAUCUUCUACUAUCGAAAUAUCUACAUUUCUACGACAUCUAGUCAGACAUUUAACUAGGCGUACGACUAAAAAAAUCUAAUACAGUGCAAUUAAAAUAUCCGCAACUUUUCUAGAUUGUCAAAAUAAAAGACGAUUUAUAACUCGGAGUGUUUUUCAGUCUAUACAAUUCGCAGUCUUCCUUAGAUCAAUUGCGUCGAAGUAGAUAAUCGAGGAUGUAAUUUAUUUUUUUCUGGAUUAUUUAAAUAAAAAAGAUGCAUUGGAAGAAUCAUGGAGAAUUUACUAUAUCUCAUCGGUCUCAUAUAGAUUCAUGCUCGAGAAGAUUUAAUUAAAGACAAUAGUCUUUCUCCGUUUUAAACUCGUAUUUUAAAAUCAUUGAAAAAGAAUAGGACCAGGACAUUUGUUUUAAAUAAAAGUUUCAAAGAAGCUAUUUCGUAAAAUAAGAGCAGCUUGUGUCAGUCUCUACUUUUUAUCAAGAUCUUUUUAUCAAGAGUAUCUUGAAUAUAUUGAGUCCAGCAAGAUCUAACAAUCAAGCAUCAAACUUCUUUAUCUCGAAGAAGAUUGAUGCAUCCAGGAGAUAAAUCGGUUCUCGAGAGUCGCGAGAUGGACCAGCUUGCGUACGUUCGCACUUCCGGUGGCGGUUAAGAAAGGAAAUUAAUCGCGACGGAAGCCAGGGAAGGCGGUAUGAGAGUUGCGAAGAAGUGAUCGGCGAAGGUGGUGACGCCGAAGACGUCGGUGAUCGCGUCAAGAUGACGUCACCGAUCCUGGCGCUGCUCGGCUUGAUUCUGGCGACCGUCGGCGCUGAGCUCAGCUCAAGGAUCGUCAGGACUAAGUACGGCGAGUUAUCGGGCGUGAUCGUUACUCUCGAUCGAAACCUCGAGAGUGUCGAGGUGUUUCGCGGCGUGCCUUACGCUUCGCCGCCAAUUGGCUCGUUACGCUUCAUGCCGCCUGUCAGCGGCGCCCUUUGGGGUGGCGUGAAGGUCGCCGAUAAGUUUGGACCCGUCUGUUCCCAAAAGCUACCCGAGAUCAACGAUAAGAUGCCCAAGGGCAGGGCGGAAUAUCUCAAGAGGCUGCUGCCCUACCUCAAGAACCAAAACGAGGACUGUCUGUACCUCAACAUUUAUGCACCGGUUCAAGCCGGCGCGAGGGACGGCGGCGGCAGAAGGUAUCCCGUGAUUGUGUUCGUGCAUGGCGAGAGCUACGAAUGGAGCAGCGGAAAUCCUUACGACGGCAGCGUCCUGGCGAGCUACGGAGGCGUCGUCGUCGUCACCAUCAACUACAGACUCGGCAUCCUGGGCUUUCUAAACGCCAACACAGACUCGCACUUACGCUCGCCAGCGAAUUACGGCCUGAUGGACCAGAUAGCGGCGUUACACUGGGUGCAGGAGAACAUCGCCUAUUUCGGCGGCGAUCCCAAAAACGUCACGCUAGUGGGACACGGUACCGGAGCCGCCUGCGUUAACUUCCUCAUGACCAGCCACGCGGUACCCGAUGGUCUGCUGUUCCAUCGAGGCGUCCUGAUGUCCGGCAGUGCACUUUCACCCUGGGCGUUAGUGAGAGGCGCCGCCAAUUACGCCAUGCAGGUCGCCAAACACCUAAAUUGUUCGUCGGCGACGGGAGAUCCUCAGAACCUGCUGAGGUGCCUAAGGGACGUGUCCUUGAGCGAACUAGAGUCGGUGCCUGUUAAAGGACUAGAGUUUGCGCCAGCCUUCGGUCCAAGUAUAGACGGUGUCGUAAUCGAUCCCGGCGAUCCCGAGGAUCAGGACUACACCCUACAAGUCGACACGAUCAAUACGCUCAACAAUAUCCUUUUGAGGAAGGACGUCGUGGCGAAACUGUCGAGAUACGACCUGAUGGUGGGUGUCGUUCGCUCCGAAGCAUAUUUUUCCUUAACCGCCGAUGACGCUCAAUAUGGGAUCGAGGCUGACAGGAGGACGAGAAUCCUGCGCGAAUUCGUGCGAAACACGUACACGUAUCAUCAGCCGGAGAUCCUAGCAACCAUCAUAAACGAGUACACGGACUGGGAGCGACCUGUCCAACAUCCCGUUAAUAUUAGAGACGAGACCCUAGAGGCUUUGGGAGAUGCGAAUGUCGUCGCUCCAGCGACGAGAACCGCGGAUCUUCAUAGCCAAUCCCAUAGAAAUUCCUAUCUAUACGUCUUCGACUAUCAAACGAAAUUUGGAGACUAUCCUCAGAGGCCGGGAUGCAUUCACGGAGAGGAGCUGCCAUAUUUUUUCGGGGCACCCCUGGUAGGAGGCUUGUCCCAUUGGCCGAAGAAUUAUACCAGGUCCGAGAUAGCGCUCUCCGAGAGCAUGAUACUUUAUCUGACAAACUUUGCACGCACCGGCAAUCCAAACGAGGGCACUCCCGAUCCUGGGCCCCUUGGCUCCAGACCGGAAAGGACCAAGGUCAAGAAUAUCGAUUGGAUUGCCUACGAGGCCGUUCACAAGAAAUAUCUUAGCAUAGAACUCAACAAGUCAAAGUUGAAGAAUCACUACAGGGCUCAUCGCCUCUCUUUUUGGCUAAACCUAGUGCCCGACCUUCACAAACCCGGCUCAGACGACGUUCCUAGGUCGCAUCAUCUGCUCGAUGCGGAACAGAAUUUUCCCCAGGUGCCACCCAGAUUUAUUCAAAGACUGCCAACAACCGCGAGAACGACCACCUUGGAGGUAACUUCUAUAGAGAGAUCCUCGUCCAACGUGUCAACGGCCACGCCCAGCGACAUAGCUUUCGAGGAUACGACAGCGCAACCCGAGGAUGGUUUUGCGGCUUAUUCCACCGCCUUAAGCGUGACAAUCGCGAUCGGUUGCAGCCUGCUGAUCCUGAAUGUGCUCAUCUUCGCCGGGGUGUAUUAUCAGCGCGACAAGAGCAACCACCAGCAUCAGGGCUGCUCGAAAAAGCGCCAAGAGAACGGCCAGAUGCCCAACAACAUCUGCGGCGAGCUGGAGACCAAAACUGCCGAACGUCAUCACAUCCAGCACAUACCGCCGCCGGAGUUCGCCGAUCUCCAGAACAAUACUUGUCACGUGCCUAUGCCGCCCCCGCCGCCCAAGAACACGAAGCCCGGCAAACCCGGCCAGAAUCUCAUCAUCAGUCCCAAUCAACUUCAGCAGGAGAGCCUGGCCAUGAGCGGUACCGGGACCCUGAAGAAGGGACACAAUCAUCCCCAGGUUAUGGAAGAGCUGAGGGUCUGACUCUAGGAGACAGCGCGGCCGAUGAAUUAAUAUUCUACGCCGCGAGUAGAUUAGAAAUCGCCGAUCAUCAAAAAAAUCAUUAUUUCAAAAUAAAGUUCUCAUUGUCAUCCUGACAAUGAACGUCACAAGGAACCUGAAGAUGGAACACGAUCGUUUUUAGGUAAUGAAAAAAAGCUAAGAACCGGACUCUAACGGAUACCAAAACUUUAAGAUUCUGAAAUCGUCGAGAGUUUGAAGUUGUCCGGCAUUGUUUGUCAUCAGUCUAGUUGCGAACAGAAGAGAAAUAUGAAGAUCCCGAAACAAAACCCAAAGUUAUAAUGAGGAGUCAUUCCGAUAAUAGUGUCUCCCUGACACUCGACGGCGUACGGGGAGGACUCUAUAAAGUUUUCCUCCAAGCGAUCGUGACUUUGUCGAUAGAUAAGAAGUGAUAAAGAGGAAAAAGUACGUGUUAAUGUGCGGCGGUGUGUAGUUGAGAUUUUUUGCCGGAAGUCAAAUCCGCGCUAGAGGCUUUUGUAUAGAGCCAGAAAAGACUACGGGAUCCGAAAAAUAUGGGUCCGGAAGCUUUGCUUCCGUUCGCUAUGUCCCCGUUAAUGUCGACACUAUACUGUUAUCGUUUUCUACCUUUCGAAUUUGUGCGACCAACUGCCGAACAUUACAUAGUCUUUGACGAAAUAUCCGCGUUAAAUAGAACUCUUCACCUUCGAAAGAAGAGAAUUUUGGAAUAAUCUUUCUAAGAGUGAUUCCAAAAAUUAUUCAUGUAUCGAAUCAAGGUUAAUUUUUACUAAUAUAACGUACGAAUUGUUUAAUUACCUUUUUCGAGUUUUGUCUAUACAUUUUUAUAAAUAUUUUCGAUUAUAUUUAUUAAUUUUAUUAUUUAUUUAAUUUUAUCUUAUUUUAUUAAUCCUAUUUUAUUUUGCCCUUUGUUUAUAUUAAGGAUUCAAAUGGUAUGUCAAUCCCUUUUUUACACGCAUGUUUUUUGAUUUUUAAUUAAUUAAUUUUCUUAAAUAAUUAUUUCAGCAAAAAUUAGCGAUACUUCUACACGUAACAAAUUUUUAUUUUAUUUCUUUCAUUGUUUUUCCACGUAAUAUAGACUGACGGUUCGAGUCGAUUUGAGUCGUGCCGACACUGUCCUCGUUCUUCCGAGUGAUCAUGAUAAUGAUUCGAGUCGCUGCCACGAUGAUUUAUUUUCAUGAUGUCGAUCGUUCAAAUGCUCAAUUAAAAUCUGAAUUAACCCUUUCCUUCUCAAAAUGAUCAUUUGACAUUUCCACAAUAAAUAAGUUUGCAUUGCAAAAAUUUUAUUAAAAUUUGGAAUAAAAAUUGUAUCUCUAAUUAUUACAUAAAACGACAUAUUCUGUUAUCUUCCUUUUGUUGCAAAGUAUAUUAUAAAACUAAAUCAUGACAAAGAUCAUUGCAGAAUAGAACGAAUAAUUAUAUGAGAAUAAAAGGGUUAAACGGGCGAUCGCGCAUCAAUCGAACAAUCUUUUUUACGAUCGACGGUACACAACAGUAUACUGCCAAACGAUCGCGAUUCGAAAAGAAAUUGCAGAUCGUUGAAUGAAAAAUCGCGAUUAGUCAGAAUUCUUGAGAACGAAAAGCUAUUGCGAUACAAAAAAAAAAGAAAAGAAAAGUUUUAUAAUAAAAAUAGAGCAACUGCAAAUUUAAUCAAUUCUUCUUGUUUUCGAUGUAAACAUUUCCGAAAAACUAUGCGAGGCAGGCAUUCGCAUAAGCAUUAGCUAUAUGUCACUUUAUAAGAAUUAUUAUUAUUGUAUCAUACAAACUUUAUUGGAUUCAUUUCUUCAAGUAUUUUAGUUUCAUUAUAAUCGUAUAAUUUCAUUAUUUUUAAAUUUACCAAAUUAAAAGAAAGAAGGAUUAAAUUUGGAGUUGUCCAAUUUUUCAAGGAUUAACGAAAGGUUUCUCACAAACGGCGACAGACUGCUCAAGGGUCUUUUGAGCGCGAUUUCGACUGUAAAUAAAGGUUAAUUAAGCUUAAGUCUGUCGCUGACGCGCUGUUAACGAGUGAAGAACCAGCGAGGAGCUCGGGAAUAGCUCCGAUUGUAAUAAUAUUGCACGUCGACGACAGAAAAACGAUAUGUCAACGUGGUGGAAAGCACACUAGACGUAAUUUUAAAUUUGUAUAUAAUUGACAUUACAAUAAACUAUAUAAUAAAUUA